This is a messenger RNA of Macadamia integrifolia, 4495 nucleotides long. RefSeq names its product ubiquitin C-terminal hydrolase 12-like. The coding region runs from base 1641 to 4160 and encodes 839 amino acids. NCBI's taxonomy places the organism in Eukaryota, Viridiplantae, Streptophyta, Magnoliopsida, Proteales, Proteaceae. The transcript has 28 exons. Gene Ontology annotation, biological process: regulation of protein stability; protein deubiquitination. The record is from RefSeq and is a predicted model, not a curated record. Gene Ontology annotation, molecular function: cysteine-type endopeptidase activity; cysteine-type deubiquitinase activity; protein binding. Gene Ontology annotation, cellular component: nucleus; cytosol.
UUCCUAUACGAGGGGGAAGAAACAGAGAAUCCUAAACUCCUUCCAAAGACCUAAUAUUUGAAGCCCUAACAUAGUGUAGUUGUGCCGUCAUUCUCCUUAUUUCAUUUUUGCUUUUGUGAUCAUUCAAUCUAUCCUUAGUUCUCCCUAUAUUGUAGAUCUGUAGUUUAGUUUCUUAGAUUUUCCGUUCCAGAGUUUUGUUUCGGAUCAGGAGGUUCUGAAUCGACCUCGGUCGCAAUUUCGUUAAUUUCAUUUGGUUCUGAAUCGUCCUCAGGGUUGGAUUUUUUCUCUUGUUUUUUGUUGGUUAAAAACUUCGUAAGUUGGUGUGUUUCUAUCGGUAGUUUCCUUAUUUGACAUUUGCUUCUGUGAUCAAUUAAUCUCCAGUUAGUUCUCUGUUUUAUAGAUCUGUAGUUUAGUUUCGUUUUUGCAUCCGAGGUCAGGAGGUUCUGAAUCGACCUCAGACGCAAUUUUGCGAGUUACAUUUUGAUUCUUCGUUUUGCAAGCAGAAAGACGACGCUAUGUUGGUCACUAAUUUGUCUUUCAGUGACAGUUCUUCUUACUUUCCGGAGGAAGAACCGGGAUCAAUCUCCGACAAGAAGAUGACGCUUCAGGUUUUCAAGGUUUUAUCGUUUCUUCUAACUUUGCGGAAGAAGAACCGGAUCGAUCUCCGACCAGCGUUGCUGACAGUUCAAGCAAGCUCUGUUCUCUGGGUUUCAAGGUUUUGGCUUUUCUUCUUACUUUGCGGAAGAAGAACAGGAUCAGUCUCCGAAAAGGUAUGAUUUUUCUGGUUUUUCUUGGCUGAAGGUUUGAUGUUUCUUCCGACCGCUCUCCGACCGAUUCCAAACAGGGUUUGAUGUUUCUUCUGAUUCAAUAUAAAAUGGGGAAUCGAUUGAGGAAUUGCCGAUUCCGAUGAACACAACCCCAGUCAUUUUUUUUAUUUUUUUUUACUUUGGUUGCCAGAGACACGUCAUCAAUUAAAUGGUCGAGCAAGUGAGUCGGGUUUUUGGAGGUUUAUGCCUCUCUGUUACCCACACCCACACCCACACCCACACCCACACCCACGUAGACGGUUGGUGAUAUAUCGUGGAUGACAGGCUGUCAAGUAAAAAAAGAAAAGAAAAAAAAAAAAAAAGGAAAAGGAAAAAUAAAAGGGGUUAAGUUAAUUCUCUGUGUCAUUUUAGAUGGUGGUGCACCGAAAGAUCUCUGGUUCGUCAGAGCUUUAGAGAUUGGUAUCGGGGAGAGUAUCGUUUACUUGCCGAUACCAAAACGCUCCGCCAUACCGAGACCGAUCUUCAGUCCCUCGUAACAGUGUUGGGAUGGAAGAGUCGAUUAAAUCUUUUUCGUUCAUGCAACAUGCAAGAGUUGUUUGAAGUUAGCACGCUGGGCUCAACCAAUGGAUGGGAUUGGAAUGAGAGGGGCAGGGGGGGACUUUUCCAAGGGUGGAGGAGAGAGGGGCAGGGGACUCUCUAAAACCCUAAUCACCCUCAUCCCGAUUUCAUUCAACAACACAAACUAAACCGCUCCUUCUCUAAAGGCAACGAGUGCUUCUUCAAUCUCUUUUCCCUAUAUUAUAAUUUAGUUUCAUUGAUUUUCUGUUCUUGGGUUUUGCUUCUUCAACCUCUUGUUCCGACAGUCUCUAGCCAAUGGAAGUGGUUGCGCUAUCGGAGACUGCCAGCGUGGCUGAGAACCAGCCAGUCGAGGAUCCUCCAUCGUUCAAAUUCUCUUGGAAUAUUAAAAAUUUUUCGAAUUUGAAAGACAAUAAGCCCUACUACUCCGAUUUUUUUUUCGCUGGGGGUUACAAGUGGGGAGUGCUGAUUUAUCUUGACCAAGAGCAUUUGUCCAUGUAUCUAGUUGUUGUAGAUUCGGCAAAGUUGCCUUGGAAAUGGUGUAUAUGCGGUCAAUUCAGCUUGACUGUGAUAUGCCAAAGCGAUAGAGAGAAAAAUAUUAGAUCAGAGUCAGAGACACAUCACCAAUUUAAUGCUCGAGAGAGUUGCUGGGGUUUUCAGUGUUUCAUGCCUCUCAGUAUACUAGGGGAUCCUCAUGGCGGAUAUAUUGUGAAUGACAUAGUAACAGUUGAAGCUGAGGUUGCUGUCAAGGCUGUGUAUGACUCGAAAAAGGAAACGGGUUAUGUUGGACUCAAGGAGAAAAGACCAAACUGUUACUUGAAUUCUCUCCUCCAGACUUUGUAUCAUAUCCCUUUGUUUAGAAAGGUUGUGUACCAUAUUCCAACAACCGAGAAGGAUAUGCUAUCAGGGAGCACCACCCUGGCUCUUCAAAGCUUGUUCUAUGAGCUUCAGUACAGUGACACGUGUGUUGCGAUUAAAGAGCUGAGAAAAUAUUUUGCAUUCAUGCAACAUGGUGCACUAGAAUUUAAUAGGCUUAUUUGUGAGAAGCUGGAAGAUAAAAUGGAGGGAACUGUUCUGGAGGGUAGAGUACAUGAGCUGUUUAAAGGGAUGUAUAUAAGUAGCCUUGAAUGCAUCAAUAUGAGCUUCAAGUGUUCUAAAUGGGUUCCAUUUCAUGGUCUUCAGCUUGAUGUGGAAGGCUGUCGAGACGUCUAUGCUUCUUUUGAUAAGAUUGUGCAAUUUCAAUGCCCUGUGGGCGUUGAAAAGCAUUUUACUACACAUGGACUGCAGGAUGCUAGGAGGAGUUUCCUGUUCUUGAACUUCCCUCGCAUACUCCUUCUUGAGCUAAAACGGUUUGAGUAUGAUGAAUGGGGGUUCAUUACUGUGAAGGUAAAUGAUCGUUAUGAGUAUCCUCUCCAAUUGGACCUUGAUCGGGACAAUGGAAAAUAUUUGUCACCUAAAGCAGAUAGGAGAGUUCGCAACCUUUAUAACCUUCACAGUGUUUUGGUUCACAGUGCUGAGGUGCAUAGUAACCCUUAUUGUGCUUUUAUCAGGCCGACCCUCUCUGAUCAAUGGUUCAAGUUUUAUGAUGAACGGGUAACAGAGGAAGAUACGAUGAGGGCCUUGCAAGAGCAGUAUGGUGGUGCGAUGAAGAUGAAUCUUGGCUUCAACAACAGUCCAUAUAAUUUGACAAAUUACUCAAAUGCCUACAUGCUUGUCUAUAUACGUGAAAGUGAUGAGGAGGAUAUACUGUGUAGCGUGAAUGAGGACGACCUAGCUGAACACCUUAGGUCACAUUUGAGGAAAAGAAGGGAAGGAAAGGAGCACAAGAAAAGGGAAAAGGUUGAGCGUCGUCUUUAUACAGUAAUAAAGGUUGCACGAGAUGUGGAUCUCUUUGAGCAGAUUGGGAGGGAUAUUUAUUUUGGCCUUGUGGAUCAUGAUAAACUCACGAGCUUCCGUAUUCAAAAUCAAGUUCCUUUUAUCCUUUUCAAGGAAGAGGUUGCCAAAGAGUUUGGCAUUCCAGUGCAGUACCAGCGCUUUUGGCUGUGGACCAAGGAGCAUAACGGUACCUAUCGGCCGUUGACUUGUGAGGAAGAACAACGAUCUGUUGGACAGUUGAAGGAGGUUUCGAAUGAAGCCAAUAAUACAAAAAUGAAAUUACUCUUGGAGGUGGAGCUUGGGCCGGAUCUACAUCCUAUUUCGCUACCCGUAAAGAAAACAGAUGAUAUUCUACUUUUUUUCAAGCUUUUUAUCCCAGAGAAACAUGAGCUCCGGUAUGUUGGAAGGCUUUUUGUUAAGGGUCGUGGUAAGCCUGUGGAUAUCCUAACAAAACUAAAUGCAAUGGCUGGCUUUGACCCUAAUGAAGAUAUUGAUCUUUAUUUGGAAAUUAAGUUUGAUUAUUUUUUCAAGUGUGAACACAUUGACAGGAAACUAACUUUUCGAUCUAGCCAGAUUAAAGAUGGGGACAUUAUUUGUUUUCAGAAGUGCCCCCCUCCACACAGUCUACAUAUUGAUGUUCCAUUGUUUUUGGAAUAUGUAUAUAAUCACCAGGUGGUUCGUUUCCGAUCUCUAGAGAAACCAAAUGAGGAUGCUUUUAGUCUUGAGCUGUCAAAGCUCUACACAUAUGAUGAUAUUGUGAAACAUGUUUCUCGCAAACUUCUGUUAUUAGAUCCAUCCCUUAUGUUGGAUGAUCCAUCCAAAAUUAGGCUCACAUCCCAUGAUUUGCGACCAAUCAAGUACCUGGAGGAGCUUCAUUUGUCAGACAUGCUGGUCUGCAAUGGUCAGACUUCAGAUAUCUUGAGCUUUCUCAUGCCAAAGUAGAACUCAGAAUGCUUGGCGUUUCCAAUCACAUGAUCUGUGGGAGCAUUCCUCCAUGCCAAAAGAUCAAGUAUUUAAACUCUUCUUCUUCGUCGCAGUUGCGUGUCGAGGAGAUUCCUGAUGAAGAGAAUAACCUGGAUACUGAGGAUCAUCUGAUUGCAGUUUUCCAGUUUAAGAGAGAUAGCUCCGGAAUGCUGAUGUGGAAGUUUUCAUUUAUUUCAAUCUGGUCUUCCAAGUCUGGUCAAGAUCUUCAAGAUUCCGACAUCUUAUCCAGUCAUUUUCGGGAAGGGUAUACCAAGGGACAAUUUAAUAAACAACUUGGAGUGGAGCACCCUAAU